This is a messenger RNA of Lindgomyces ingoldianus, 1761 nucleotides long. Its product is annotated as C6 zinc finger domain-containing protein. The coding region runs from base 1 to 1509 and encodes 502 amino acids. The transcript is spliced from 5 exons. Gene Ontology annotation, cellular component: nucleus. The record is from RefSeq and is a predicted model, not a curated record. Gene Ontology annotation, biological process: positive regulation of transcription by RNA polymerase II. Lineage: Eukaryota; Fungi; Ascomycota; Dothideomycetes; Pleosporales; Lindgomycetaceae. Gene Ontology annotation, molecular function: transcription cis-regulatory region binding; DNA-binding transcription factor activity.
AUGGAGGAAAAUCGAAAACGCCACUGCUGGGAAUGUCUCCGACGCUGCCUAGUCUGUGACUCCACACGUCCCAUAUGCAAAAGGUGCUCUACGUCCGGGACUGUAUGUCCUGGAUAUAGUGAUGCGAAACCUGCAAGAUUAAGGUGGCUCGCACCCGGAAGAGUAAAAUCUCGAAAUCGGAGGCUGAAGGAGACUCCGUCUAAUAAAAUCGAGAACAGUCACGACGAAAUGACGACUAGGGCUAUGGCAGAGCUAUCUCGCUGGACUGAUGAUCUGGUCAUUCCUCGUUUUGAGAUAAAUACCGAGACUUGUGACUUAGUUCAGGCUGCAGAAUACUGCAAAGACAAUACCUGCAUAUACCAAGACCUGAUCCCCAUCCACCAACUUGGGCCAAAUCCUUACAUAUAUCCUGUCUCGCCCGCUCAUUUCCAGAGUGGAGCUACGCUCCCCGACCAUUUGCGACUUGUUUUUGUCUGCAUGGCCCUUAGCCACAGAAUCAACCGAACAAGGAAUGACCCCCAAUGUAAAGCCUUGGCUGUGACCUUUUAUCGGUACCGUGGUAUUGUGAUCCGCUCUCUCAGCGAGGAUAUCAAUGUGGAAUAUAAGCGUACUAGCGAUAUUCUUCUUGCCGGAAUAAUAUCCCUUUUACUCGCUGACACCCAGCAAGGUGCCUCUCCAAAUUGGCGAUGCCACCUUAAGGGAAUUGAAAGAUUAAUCACGCUUCGCGGCGGCAUUCGUGCACUAGCGGGAUCGAAACACUUAGAGUCGCUGCUUCUCUGCUUCGUGUUCGUUUCGGUUAUCGGGAACACGACAUCCCCUGCAUCAGACCUCGCCCUAACCAGUUCGCAUCUCGACGAACUUGAUUUCAUAUUAGAAAAAUAUGGCGGUAGAAUAUUUACCUUCCAUCUGUGUCCCCCACCCCUGUUCGCCGAGAUUGUCAAGAUCAAUCACCUUCGGACGCUAGCCACUAAACGUGAACCUGCCGGGGUGGGGGAACUCUCGCAAGAGGCGUACGAAAUACUAAGCCGUAUCCACGGUUUCUCUCCAGAACCAUGGGCCGACUCCAAGCCAUCGUCAAAGGAAGACUGGAUGCUUAUAGGAAACGUAUACCAAGCCGCUGUGGCAUUGUACUGCAUCUCUUCACUGCAAAGCCUGUCGGUUCUGCCCCUAUCCCACUCACUGAGAUCCCGUUGUACUACACACAGCCAGUCUCUGUACGUGCUUCUCAACGAGGCGCUGUCUUCCCCAAAGAUCAAAAGAUUCAUGCUUUGGCCGCUGGUCUUACUCGGCGUGGAAGCAGUGAAUGGCGGCGCAGCGAUGCGUGCUUUUGUUGAGAAACAGUUACCAGAGAUAAGUCGCCAUGUCGGCACAUAUGUACCACUUAUGGCAAAGGGUGUCCUAGAGAGGUUCUGGGCUUCAGGAGAGAUGCGUUGGGAUGCUUGCUUUGAUAAACCGUACGCUUUAACGACGCAGAUUGCGAUAGACAUUAGCCGGAUAUUACCAUUGUAGCUACGUCGUUAUAAUGCAAGCUCCAGUAAGGAUGCUGUCAGUUCAUAAGGUGUGGAAAAAGCUUUUUGAGAAGCACCAAGAAGCCGCAUCACUCUGGGCCUGCUUACGUCAAGUCGAUAAAUACUUGUAUUGCCACACCAGUACGCUGCGAAUAGAGAAAAAAACACAAAACCUGGAGCUUGGGCUUCCGGAUCUGCUAGAUCUGGAUCUCCCUUGAAGCUCCGGUUCCACCUGAAUCGGAUUUCGUUUAGU